AUGUCUUCUGCAAUUUGUUCCCGAAGGGCUCCCUCACCCACCAAGCGCAAGGAUAGGUCUGAAGACAAAUCCAAGGACCGAUCCAAAGAUAAAUCGGGCACCAAGGAGUCGAGCGAGAAGGAUCGUGGUCGGGACAAGACCCGCAAGCGACGCAGUGCUUCCAGUGGGAGCAGCAGUACCAGAUCCCGUUCCAGCUCAACUUCCAGUUCAGGAUCCAGUUCCAGCACUGGUUCCAGCAGUGGUUCUAGUUCCUCUUCUGCUUCAAGCCGGUCUGGGAGCUCUAGCACCUCUCGCAGCUCCAGCUCCAGCAGCUCCUCUGGAUCCCCAAGUCCCUCUCGACGGAGACAUGACAACAGGAGACGCUCCCGCUCCAAAUCCAAGGCACCCAAGAGAGAUGAGAAGGAGCGGAAGAGGCGGAGCCCCUCGCCCAGACCUACRAAGGUGCAUGUUGGAAGACUCACCAGGAACGUGACCAAGGAUCACAUCAUGGAAAUUUUUUCCACAUAUGGAAAGAUUAAAAUGAUCGACAUGCCAGUCGACAGGCUAAAUCCGCAUCUCUCUAAAGGUUAUGCCUAUGUGGAGUUUGAGAACCCUGAUGAUGCCGAGAAAGCCCUGAAACACAUGGAUGGGGGUCAGAUUGAUGGUCAGGAGAUCACUGCCACCGCUGUUCUGGCGCCGCGGCCUAGACCCCCUCCCAGGCGCUUUAGCCCACCCAGGAGGAUGCUGCCCCCGCCACCCAUGUGGCGUAGGUCGCCUCCUCGCAUGAGGAGAAGGUCCCGAUCUCCUCGGCGCAGAUCCCCUGUUCGCCGGCGAUCGAGAUCCAGAUCUCCUGGACGAAGGCGCCACCGCAGCCGCUCCAGCUCAAACUCUUCACGAUAAAGCAAAAAGACUGGACAGCUUUUUAUUUUUUAACUUAAAUCCCACAAAACUAUUGUACCUUUUUUUACAAUGGGUCUGGGUGAGGAGGAGUGAGAGGUAGAUUCCUGGCAGUGAAGGCAACCUAAGAGAAGAGAGCACAGUUUCUAGUCRGUAAAUAGAUAACCUUUGCUGUGGGGCUUCCAGUUUCCUGGCAUUUAAUUGAAAUUAUUUAGAGAUGGCUUAGAUUUAAAGGCUGCAAAUGUAACAUCUCUUCCAGCUAAAUGGAAGGAAAGUUGUCAUUGCUUUUCGUUCAGCAGGCUGCUCCAUGAUGAUUUCUAGAUGCUUAGCGUGCUGUGCAGUCACACGUGUGACUGUCAAGGCAUUUGGGCAUCCCUGCAGUGUGGGACAGAGCAGCAUUAGCUCAGUCUCUAGGUGCCAGCACGGGAUCCUGAGAACAGCUGGAGAUGAGAUUGAAAAACCCAUUUUAAACUAAAGUAGCCACUGUUUUGUUCCAGUUCAUAUCAGCUUAGUGGCUGCCUAGCGUUGCAGCCGAAGCCCCAUAAGGGACCCGCAAACCCACCGACGGGCAGGAGCCUCCGCUCCUGCCCACCAGCCUUGGAAAGGAAGCGGGGAGCGCCCGCGGGUGCUGCUUCCCGCCGCCCUUCCU
Nothoprocta perdicaria is the source of this 1525-nucleotide messenger RNA. RefSeq names its product RNA binding protein with serine rich domain 1 (gene RNPS1). Lineage: Eukaryota; Metazoa; Chordata; Aves; Tinamiformes; Tinamidae. The transcript has 6 exons. Gene Ontology annotation, cellular component: cytoplasm; nucleoplasm; ASAP complex. Gene Ontology annotation, molecular function: RNA binding. The coding region runs from base 1 to 879 and encodes 292 amino acids. The record is from RefSeq and is a predicted model, not a curated record. Gene Ontology annotation, biological process: mRNA splicing, via spliceosome.